AUGAUAUUGUAGUUGUAGCACACUGUGAGCUGUGGAUCCUCCUAGGCUCGGCGUUGAACGUGUCGUGUGACGGAUCCCUCUCUUUCUGUGGCGAAGGUCAGAAGGCAUUGGCACGUCGUCGGCAUUAAUACUGUUUAUACUUGUGCACUUGGCUAAAUAAUAAUAAUACACUCACACACACACAUAUACACAAACACCGAUUGAAAUUUCAUCGUCGUCGCCGUCGACGAAUCCAUCAGCCAGUCAGUUUUUUGUCUUUGCCGUCGAAACACAAAAUUUGUAUCAAUUUUAUACACACCACAGCUCGUCGACAUAUUUUUUAGUGUCCAAAAGUUGUUUUUUAGAUUUGUUUUUUUUUUCUCCUUUACUAUCUUUCAUCAUCAAAAUUCAGUUUCUGUGCGUGUCUCUCUAUCGAUCAUAUGUCGCGCAGUGUCGUACACGGUGCCCGACAACUGUAAAUACUUGGUCAAGCAAGACUUUGAUCGAACCGAUCAACGGCCAUAUCGGCUGCUUCGACUAGACGUUUGUCCGGAGGCCAUUCCACUCAGAUGAAAUGCGAUACGGCGUAUUCAUUUUCGGAAAUACCAAGUUCAGUGUAGUCGGUUUUAGCCUCAUCGUCAUAUCGUACGCAAUGUAUUUCUUUGAUCCAGUGGAAAUUAUCAAAACAGCAAAAUUGACGUUCGUCGAAGGCUCUUACAUCUAUCGGGUGUGGCAAAAGCCGCCGGUCAAAGUAUUCAUAAACGUGCACAUGUUCAACAUAACCAACCACGAGCGGUUUUUGGCGGGCCAAGACGAGAAAAUCCGUGUCGAGGAAGUGGGGCCGUACGUAUACUGGGAGGAGCUGGAGCACACAAACGUGACGUUCAACGAUAACGGUACAAUAACGUACAUUCCAAGGAGAACUUUGCAUUUUGAUAGGUCUUUGUCGGUCAGCGAUCCGAAGACUGACCGCAUCUUCGUGGCCAACUUGCCAUUACUGGGAUUCUCUACAGUGUUGCGUAACGGUCCGAAGGUCGUCAACAUGAUGUUCGACUCGUUGGUGCACAUGAUCGACUCUCAGCCCAUCCUGGAGUUAACCGCAAACGAUUUCCUCUGGGGAUACGACGACCAGCUGGUAAAGUUAGCUAACCAAGUGCUGCCCAAUUGGAUUGAUUUCCCCAGAUUUGGCCUGCUAGAUCGGAUGCUUAACGAAGGAACGAACGUGGUCACCAUGGUUUUACCGUCUGAAAAACACACCCAGCGUUCGUACAGCAUCGACAAUUUCAACGGUUCGCCGAUUUUGCCUCAGUGGGUUGACAAAAAUCAUCCCGACGAACCGAACAAGUGUACUUUGGAGGAAGCCAUGGAAGGAGUGGUUUUUCCCAGACACUUAACGCCGGACAUGCAUUUCCCGAUGUACCGCAAAGCGUUUUGCCGGACGUUGCCGUUGAAGUACACCUCGGCUGGAGAUACAAAAAACGGUUACCCGGUGCACUUUUACAAGUUUCCCAUGGACGCCUUUAAUUCGAGUCUCGAGCAAAACAAAUGUUACUGCCAGGACGGAGAUUGCCUGCCCGCCGGCCUGUCCGACCUGUCGCCGUGUUACUACAAUAUUCCAGUGGCCGUUUCGUUUCCUCAUUUCUACGGCGGUGAUCCUUCUCUGGUGGACAAUGUUGAAGGCAUUUCGCCGGUAAAGGAAGAACACGAAUCGCUGGUGGCCAUACAACCGGACAUCGGCAUACCGUUGGAGGCCAACCUUAAAGUCCAAAUAAAUUUGGUCGUCAAAACGACGGAUGCGAUCGAACGGGUAAUGAAAUUCGACGGGAUGGUAAUGCCCAUAUUUUGGUUGCACAUGGAAAUCAAGAGUUUGCCGGACUCGCUUAACAACCUGUUGUUUUUGUGCUUCUUCGUGGGACCUAUCCUGGUUAAGGUAGUCAUUGCCCUGUUGGCUUCAGCCGGCGUGGCGCUGAUCGUCUUGCCCACGGUCCGGUCGUGGGUUGGCAAGAACAAGGGCAUAGCGUCAGCUCUGUGCUGCUGCGUUCGGCGUCCCCACGGGCACCGCCUUCGAACCCCUCAGGACCUCGAGCACGGCGGUGACCACUGUGGCGGCGGGUGCGUAGGCCGAGACGGUAGCUGUGCCGAUGCUUGCCGGCUGGUCUUGGCCGCCGACGAUAGCAAGGCCAAGGAGUCCUGUGGGGCCGGCAAGACAGGGCCGAUAAUCCUUACCGCACCCACCAUUGUCAAGGUCAAGUCCGGCAAAUCCAAAAAGUCCACCGGCGCCGCUCAGUACUCGCCUUUGGGCGUGAUCGUUCCUAAGACCAUCUUCGAACCGGAUGGCGACGACGCCAGGAGCCGAUGAACCCGCCUCCCCGUGUUUAUUAUAUAGGUUUGUGCCAUGUAAGUUUGGAAAAAUCAAACAGGUGUGUUUGCCCCUCAUCCCAGACGCGAAAGAAAAAUAUUAACAUUACCAAAGCCGGUAUCUACUACACAUCACACACAAAACUCUUAACAAAUACUAACACCCCCCCCUCCCCACCGGCUCGUAUUUUAUUGUUUUUUCCAAGGUUAAGUUAGGUCCGGGGUCUGCCGCACGCCAUUUUGUUAGUGCAAUUUAUAUAUUAUUUUUUGUUGUUUAAACAACUUUGAUUGGUCACACGACGAUUUGCUUAGGAUAAUGAUAAAUAAUUAUUGUUAUAGCUAUGCGCGAUAAUUACAUAGGUAUAUAUAUGUAAAUAUAUAUACAAAUAUAGUUAUUAUGUAUUUUAUGUAAAUAACGUUUCGUUGAGUGGUUUUUUUCUUGUUGUAAAAAAAAUAAAAUUGAAUUUGACGCAACCACGUUUGGUAAAUAUAUAUUUUUCUUUUUUGUAAUACUCGGCUGGAAAUUAGAGUGUACACACCGCCAGAGAGUAUUGACAGGUGUUAUAGCCGUUUAGGAAAAAAAAAUAUGUUCCAAAUCGGCUUAACAAGAUAACAAGAGUUGGCAACCGUUUUCAGUGUAACUAGCCGUGACUGCGUGCGUUGGUCCUUAUUAUAAGUAAUUGUAUACUAGUUGUUUGAGAGGUAAAUCGAUAGCUCCGGAUUGUGUUUUCAGUGUAAUUUUAUGGCUGAUAUUUUUCCCGGUCGCAUUUUAAUGAAAUCACGUACACCGGCAAAUCCUCUCAUUUGUCAAACGACCUCUUGCCAGACCUAUAAAUACCGCCCACAGUUUUGCAUCGCGACACAAUAUUAUAUUAUGUGAUUCUGUUCCGUUAAUUAAAAUAUUAUCAAUCAAAAAACAAAUCAGAUUCACCGUCAAAAUAAAUUGUCCGUUUCGGUUGAAUAACAAAAUACGUAAAUUGAAACUAAUGUUGUACGAUUGAUUUAUUUAUCAUUGCCAUAUACAUUAUGCCGGAAUGUUUAUUUAACUUACGUUUUCUCUUGAGUAGUUUUUUUUUUUUAUUGACAGUGUAAGAGCCGUACAUAAUGACUAACCCGUCAACAGACAGGCGUUGCAUUUGUCGGUAAGGUUUUCUUUAAUUCUUUUAUAAAACUAAAUGAAGGUAAAUAUAAAACCAACAAAAACUCUGUUUAACGAACCAUAAAAGCUAACCAACCGCGCAUUUAUUUGCCGUUAAAAACAUCAUAUAAUACAAACAGUGAUCGUGUAAAAAAAAAAUUCUAUAAAAUUAAUUUUUCGCGUUCGCGCCUUUUUUAUUUGGCCUUAAUGACAUAUACCUAUAAUAUCUGUUUUUUCUUUACUUACCUUCGUUGUCUUAAAGACACCCGCGCUACAAAGCUACUUAAACCACACUAAAACGGUUGGGUUAGGAAUUUAGACACAGCUAUUAUACCGUUGGUUAUAAAAUCAUUUGUUGGUUGGAACAACAACGGUUGGACACACAAAAUAAUAAUAUACUUAUAAUAUACUUACUUGCGUUAAAAAAAAAUAAUUGUUCUUUUUUUUUUGCAUAUUUUUAACAUUAAAACAAAUAGCCAUCGGAUAUACGGUGGAUGCACGUUCAUACUAUUAUAAUAAUUAUUAUAUUAUAUACUUACAUCAGUAAUUAUUAUAAUUAUAUUUAUUAUUAACAAUACAUUAUUGUUUUUUUUUUGUAUUAUUUAUUUUGCCAGAGAGUUAGUAAAUUGUAUACGAACAUAAUAAACGACACUUU
Molecule: messenger RNA, 4130 nt
Organism: Adelges cooleyi (spruce gall adelgid)
Lineage: Eukaryota; Metazoa; Arthropoda; Insecta; Hemiptera; Adelgidae
Product: scavenger receptor class B member 1-like
Exons: 10
Coding region: 554-2338 (594 amino acids)
Cellular component (GO): cytoplasm; membrane
Molecular function (GO): scavenger receptor activity
Source: RefSeq, a predicted model, not a curated record